This is a messenger RNA of Synchytrium microbalum, 2766 nucleotides long. RefSeq lists its product as uncharacterized. Bases 1 to 2766 code for a protein of 921 amino acids. NCBI's taxonomy places the organism in Eukaryota, Fungi, Chytridiomycota, Chytridiomycetes, Synchytriales, Synchytriaceae. Gene Ontology annotation, cellular component: COG complex; cis-Golgi network; membrane. Gene Ontology annotation, biological process: intracellular protein transport; Golgi organization; intra-Golgi vesicle-mediated transport. The transcript has 16 exons. The record is from RefSeq and is a predicted model, not a curated record.
AUGGCUCUGAAUGCCCGUAAAUCAUUACGAGAACGUGUCGACGACUUUGAAGCUCAAAUCAUACUGUCGGAUUCGCAAAAGGACAGUAUAUUGAGACUACAGGAAGCUUGCUCGGAAUUGCCAUUUCCUACUCAUUUACAAGGUGAUGAUGACAAUGAACAAGACGACGACCAACAACAACAAUCAACUUUAUCACUCGUCACGCCAUCACGAAGUCGUGCACCGUCAUUUAUGAUGCAAGAUGCACUUCCUGCUAGAGCUAAAGCAAACGAAACUACCACAAGAAAGAGCACUCAUGAAUUGAUGACUGGUGUCGACGAUCCAAUUGAGAAUACGCAGCAAUUUUUUGGCUGGUUUGCGCGUAUUGAAGAAGAUAUGGAAGUGGGGCAGGAGGACAUCUAUAGGUCGUAUCUGGAAUCAAUAUACACGUAUAGGAAAACAUGCGAUAACGUGCUCUCAACGAUAGCUUCUACAAGAGACCUAUUGAAUAGUCUCAAAGAGAAUUACGAGUCUGUGGAUCAAAAGACGAGGGGCUUGCAACUUGCUUGUGAAAAGUUACUUGCUGAGCAGAUGCACUUGCUACACGUAGCAGAUCAAGUAGCAGUCAAACUCAACUAUUUCAAUGAUCUCGAACCUAUAUCCAAACUAUUUAGCUCGCCCGGCGAAACAGUGUGUUUGGACGACAAGUUUAUACCGUUCUUGCAUAGACUGGAUGAGUGUAUUGCUUUUGUGCAAUCGAAUCUCAAUUACAAGGACGCUGAACUCUUCCUCAUGCGAUUCAGACAAUGCAUGACUCGUGGAAUGAGUCUUGUCAAACUCCACAUUGUAAACACAUUACGCGGAUUACAAACUGAUGUGAGAGAUCGAUUAGCCAAUAGACCACCGAACGAAGUUUUGCCUGCCAGUCUGCAUACGUCGCUAUUUUAUGUUAAAUUCAAGACAGUGGCUCCAAGAUUGAAGGCUUUGGUCGCUGAAAUUGAGAGUAGGGUGCCGAGUCAUAAAGAAUAUCAUUCUUUACUACAAGACUGUUAUAAUGCCUUCUUUCAGGUCAGAGCUUCAUUGCUGGGCCCUCAGAUUCAACUUCAUGUACAGGAGAUUUCGAAUGAUAAGGAUUUGCUCUCCUUUGCACGAAGCGGAUCAGUUUACAUGACUGGCGUAUGCCGGGAUGAAUACACUCUAUUCUUUGAGUUCUUUAGUUCAGGGCAAGAUGAAUUGUCUGGAUACCUGGAAUCUCUCUCCAUGCACUUGUACGAUGCUCUACGGCCUCUCAUACUACGUGAAUCCCGAAUUGACAUCUUGUCGGACUUGUGUUUGGCUAUACAAGCGGCCAUGGCAUCUCAAACUGCUACUCUAAAUCUAGUCAAGCCAGUCAAAAGCCAGCCAGAUGAGCUUGAACAAGAUGGAGAGCAAUCAGAAGAAAUCAAUGGUGAUGAAGAGGACGAGAAUGGUUAUGAGCGUAGAAUGACUAAACAACAAGAACAAGAGGCCGAAGAUGAUGGAUUGGGCUUUGUUACAGCAUCCGUCAGACUUGUGUUGGAAGAUACGCAAUCUCGACUUGCGUUUAGGGCUCAGACGUUUAUUAAACAGGAUAUUCAAGGGUUUAAGCCCCGUGAAGAUGAGAUAUUGUUGUUUGCUCGUGGACGUGGAUUACCUCUACCAGCACCAGUAUCAACAUCAACUGGCUUUGCCCCUGUCAUAACAGCCCCCAAUUCACCGGAGGCAACAACCUCAACUACCAGCAUUACACCUGCAAACACCAUGUCGCUCUCCAUAACCGAAUCCACAGAUGGAGAUCCUUUCGCGUUGGCACCACCGCCAUUAGCACCAAACUCUGCCAUCGAACCUGCGAGAAGGCCAUCAGCUGAUAUCUCUGCACCUGGAUUUGCGAGAUUGGUGUAUGGAAGUGGAGAGUGGUAUCCUACUAUGCAGAGGUGCUUGUAUAUAUUGGGCAAGCUGUAUCGAUGUGUUCCGACAACAGUGUUUGAAGAUCUGGCUGAGGAAGCAGUGGAUGAGUGCCGUGCUUCUCUUGUUGGUGUUAGUUUGAUUAUUGCUUUAAAGCAGACAAAAACGGACGGUGAACUGUUCCUUAUCAAGAAUCUUCUCAUGCUGCGAGAACAAAUAGCCCCCUUUGAGGUCGCGUUUGUUAGGAAGGAGGAGAUCUUGGACUUUGGUGCUCUUCAAGCGGCCGUAUCUACCGUCUUAUCCGAUCCACUAUCAUUCGGCAAUCUAUCUCAAGCUGUCAUGGCUGGUGUAUCAUUGCCAAGGACUGUUGAGAGUUAUCCUGAUGCUAAGGAGGGAGUUGAUAAGGAACUUAAACGCGUAUGUGAGGAUUUCAUCUUGGAUACUACGAGGUCGUGUGUUGAACCGUUGUCCAGCUUCUUGCUCAAGGUUCAAGUCUUCAGAUUGCGAGAUGGGUCAUCAAGGUCAAGUUCAGUACCUCGUGAAUCUCUCGCUGCUCAGAAUUUCGCACAGCCAGCUCAAGUCUUACAAAUCCAAGACGCAUUCCGUGAAGUCCUCUCCAAGAGACUAGGAUAUGCUAUAUCCCGAAUGGCUGAUUAUCUUGGUGAUAAGAGAACUGAAGCUGUGCUUAUUCGUGUUAUGAGGGCAAACAUCAUCGACACCUAUCAAGCAUUCUACGAUAUUGUUCAAACCGAGUAUGAUUUAUCUGUGCAAGGACGAGUGACGACUGUUGAUUCUAUAGCAAAGAUGAUUGAUGCGGUUUGUAGUGCCGUGAAGGCUCCUACGAUGGAGGGAACGUCAUCAUAA